Molecule: messenger RNA, 1424 nt
Organism: Chrysoperla carnea
Lineage: Eukaryota; Metazoa; Arthropoda; Insecta; Neuroptera; Chrysopidae
Product: zinc finger protein OZF-like
Exons: 6
Coding region: 57-1424 (455 amino acids)
Biological process (GO): regulation of transcription by RNA polymerase II
Cellular component (GO): nucleus
Molecular function (GO): DNA-binding transcription factor activity, RNA polymerase II-specific; RNA polymerase II transcription regulatory region sequence-specific DNA binding; zinc ion binding
Source: RefSeq, a predicted model, not a curated record
UUCAUGUAGUCAAUUUUGUUUGCAGUUAUUCGGAUUGAAAUAAAUACCUAAAUAGAAUGGAAUCUUGUGAAAAAUAUAAUAAUUUAUGUCGGACUUGUUUAAAGAAAACCACAAAUUUAAUAUCGGUUUUUAAUGAUGUCGAUGUUUGGGAAUUAAACAUAGCUGAUAUGUUAAAGGAAUGUGCCUCUAUUGAGAUUUCAGCAGAAGAUACUUUGCCAAAAGUAAUAUGCGAUCUUUGUAUACAACAAGUAAAAUAUAGUUUUAAAUUUCGUAGACAAUGUAAAUUAUCACAACAAACAUUAUUAUUUUUAUUGGACGAUGUUGAAACUAAAUCGAAUACUAUUGAUAAUAUCACAGAAACUUUUUGGGAGGACAAUAAAAGCGAAACAUUAAAACAAGAAAAUGAAUUUAGUGAUAAUUCAUACAACGAUUAUAUGUUCUUAGAAGAAUCUAAAGUUGAAAUUGAAUUAUCACCAAAUAGUCCUGAUGAUACAAAAUUAGACGAACACGUUGAAGAUAUUAUCGAGGAAGAAGAAGAUGAAGAAGACGUUGCUAUUAUAGACGAUGAAAUAUCACCAGAAGAUACAGAAGAAAAUGAAUAUACAUGUUUAAUAUGUUCAGAGAAAUUUUAUACAAAAACAACGCUAGCGAAUCAUACACGAAAUACGCACGCAGACCGUAAUCAUAAAUGUCAUGUUUGUGAUAAAACAUUUAUUGUUUAUUAUGCGUUACAACGGCAUCUAUUAACACAUGGCUACCAUUGUAAAUCAUGUUUUGAGAAAUUCGAUACGAAAGAACAAUUGGAAAAUCAUUUACCGGUACAUGAAAAUCAAGAUGGAUUUAUAUGCAAGGAUUGUGGAAAACAAUUUAGACGACGAUCACGAUUGAAAUUACAUAUGAGGACACAUACCGGAGAAAGGCCUCAUCUUUGUACCGUUUGCGGUAAAGCUUUUGCUCUCAGAGGGAAUUUAAAUACACAUAUGAGAAUUCAUACCGGUAUCAAACCAUAUAAUUGUAAACUUUGUGGUGAAAGUUUUGUUCAAUGGUAUUCAUUACGUAGCCAUUUAAUAACACAUGCCAAAGAGAAAGUUUAUAUAUGUCCGAUUUGUGGUAAAGCAUUUUCACGGCAAAGUUCCUUAAAACAGCAUGCGGUUUGUCAUUCAGAUGAACGUAAAUAUCCGUGUCAAAUUUGUGAUAAACGAUUUAAAAAUUCUAGAGAUCGUAAUUUACAUAUGGUUGUACAUACUGGUGAAAGAAAACAUCCAUGUGAAAUAUGUGGAAAAUCAUUUAACCGAGCAAGUAAUUUAAAAGUACAUAAUCGAAUUCAUACUGGUGAACGGCCUCAUGUGUGUGCCGUCUGUGGUCGUGGAUUUAUUCAACAACAUGUUUUAAAUAAUCAUAUUAAAACUCAUCAAAUUAAAUAA